AUGACUCUGUUUGUAUACGAUUUAGAGAAGGAUAUCAAAUGGAAAGAAACAAAGAAAUCUGAUUUUGAUCAUAAAAAGUUUGAUAUUUUCAAGUUUACUCGUCAAGUAGCAACAAAAUUUUUUGAUCUAGCUGUCAGUGGUGAAUUUAAAAAAGACUUCAGGUCAGAAAAAAAACUUGAGAAACACCAAAAAAUCAUUCUCAAAGAACAACAAAAACAAGAGAAAAAAGAACUUAAAAAUUUUAAGAGAAGAGAAAAACGUCAUACUAUUCAAACUACAUUAGAGGAAUUAGAAAAAGUGAACGAUGAUAUAAAAAAGAAUGAACAACUUGUUAAUUCAAAUGUAAACACAUCUGAGAAUAAUGAAGAGCUCUUACCAACAAAGAGUAAUAAUACUUUAACUGAAAGAAAACAACAAUCUUUAAAUUCCCAACAAAUAAUUGGAAGAAAAGAUAAGGUUAUAAAAAAAGAACUGUCCGAACAAGAGAAAGAUAACUUACUAAUUCCAAACGAAAAGGCAAAAUUAUCAGCACAAAAAGAUUCAUCAUCUUUCUGUUCUUUUGAAUUUAUGAAACAAAAAGAUUUUAUUAUAAGAGAGGAAAAAGAUAAAACAGAUAACUUCUUUAUUCAUACUCUUCCAUUUCAAGAAGAAACCAAAAGUCAAGAAGGAACCCCUAAAAGAAGCGACUCAUCAUCUAAUGAACUUGAACGAGUAAGAAGUGCAUCUCCUUUAGGAGAGUCAGAGGCUGAAGAGAAGAAAAAGAAAAAAAUAAACCUUAGUAUCAAAGAACGAAUUAUUGGCAGUUCUGCAAUACAAUCAGCAAUUCACAGAGUACGGCAUAGUUCAAAAACAGAAGAGAAAAAAGAGGAAAAGUAA
This is a messenger RNA of Entamoeba dispar SAW760, 876 nucleotides long. RefSeq lists its product as uncharacterized. The transcript is spliced from 2 exons. The record is from RefSeq and is a predicted model, not a curated record. Bases 1 to 876 code for a protein of 291 amino acids. NCBI's taxonomy places the organism in Eukaryota, Evosea, Mastigamoebida, Endamoebidae.